Messenger RNA from Zophobas morio, 2046 nucleotides. Its product is annotated as arf-GAP with dual PH domain-containing protein 1-like. The transcript has 5 exons. Gene Ontology annotation, molecular function: GTPase activator activity; phosphatidylinositol bisphosphate binding; phosphatidylinositol-3,4,5-trisphosphate binding. Gene Ontology annotation, biological process: positive regulation of GTPase activity. Bases 97 to 1248 code for a protein of 383 amino acids. The record is from RefSeq and is a predicted model, not a curated record. Gene Ontology annotation, cellular component: plasma membrane; intracellular membrane-bounded organelle; cytoplasm. NCBI's taxonomy places the organism in Eukaryota, Metazoa, Arthropoda, Insecta, Coleoptera, Tenebrionidae.
CAACAGUAAAAAUGGACGACACGACGACAUCAGUUAAAUAGGUUGUGUGUUCGAAAAGUGUAAUAGUGUCGGCUUUUGCGUAUUUUCGGUCGAAUUAUGGUCGAUAGAAACGAGAAGGUGCUGCUGGAGUUGCUAAAAGUGCCCGGGAACAAUUCUUGUGCGGACUGCGGCAGCAAAAAUCCAGAAUGGGCUUCGUACAACCUCGGCAUCUUCAUCUGCACCCGGUGCUCAGGCGUCCACAGGAGCAUGGGCGUCCACAUAAGCAAAGUAAAACACCUGAAACUCGACCGUUGGGAAGACUCCCAAGUGGAACGAAUGAAGGAAGUAGGCAACAUUAAAUCAAAACUGAAAUACGAGGAACGUGUACCUCCCUGCUACAGACGCCCGAAAGAAAACGAUCCGCAAAUCCUCAUCGAGCAGUGGAUCCGCGCUAAAUACCAAAGAGAGGAGUUCUGCCACCCCCAGCGCCAGACCUACAUCAGCGGCUACAUGGAGGGCUUCCUCAUGAAACGCGGCAAAGAGGACAGCAAGUACCACUCCCGCAAGUUCGUAUUAUCCGAGGCCGAGAACACCCUCAAGUACUUCGUCCGCGAGAACAAGUACCCGAAGGCCGUCCUCGAGGUGUCCGAACUCAACGUGGUGUUCGCCCCCGAGAAGAUGGAGUACGCCACGUCCCUGCAGCUCACGUUCCUCAAGUACGGCACCACCCGCCACAUCUACGUGUACCACGAGGACGGCGAGGUCAUCACCAACUGGUACAUGGCGAUCCGGUGCGCCAAGCUGCACCGCCUCCAGGUGGCGUACCCGUCGGCGAACGAGGCCGACCUGCUCGGCUUCCUCACCGAGGACUUCGCCAAGGAGGGCUGGCUGUGGAAGACGGGCCCGCGCACGAGCGACGGCUUCAAGAAGCGCUGGUUCACGCUGGACAACCGCAAGCUGAUGUACCACGACGAGCCGCUGGACGCGCACCCGAAGGGCGAGAUCUUCUUGGGGCACGCGCUGGACGGAUACAGCAUUCGAAUAGGGGUGUCGGCGGGGGUGAAGGACCAGGGGUUCUCGUUCGCGCUCACGACGCCCGACAGGGUGUACAACUUAUCUGCUCAGACUGAGUCCGAGAGGGACGACUGGAUCGAGGUCAUCGAGAGAGUAUUAGAGCGGCCGUUGACGCACCAGGACGCAACAGUGGGCGCUCGGCUGGUCCGGAAGAGGGCGAACACGAACUCGAUAAGCCGAUUCUCCCCGAGGUAGUCAUUACAUAUCAAAUACAUAUAACUUUCAUUCAUCAUCACCAUGCCUAGUCCUGUAUUUAUUAUACAAUACAAACAUUUAUCCAUUCGUCAUUCAUUAAUACUCAUCUCAAAGUACAGGUAACUAUUUUAUAUUACGACGUGAAGUGAAGUGAAAGUAAUUUGUAUAUAAAUAAAAGAACACUGUCUUGAACAAUGUAGUAUCUGAAAGCUCUCUCUGGAAAAGCAGACGAUGAUCUCAAGUUUCUUUAAACAACUGUCAAGCAAUAACGUUAUCUGUAGUUACUUUGUUUAUGAUCUGUACAAGAGUGUCGGGGGAGGCGGCGAUGGUUCGGUGCACCCUCAUCUUCGUAAUAUUUAUAUAUAAUUCCUUUUUAGUAUUUUUUCGGUGUCAGAAUGUUUCUUUGUGGUGUAUGUGAGGUUUUUGCGUAGCUGUAACCAUGUCUCACUGCCAUUGUUUUAAUCACGAACCAGACUAGGAAGUCGAGGGGGUCCAGUGCCAUCUCCGCCUUUUGUUGACUAGUUUUAUUUUAUAUUCCAAAAAUUUAAGUUCGGGGAGCGAGGAUCAGCCGCUUUUUUAUUAUUUUAGUUUUUGGGAGAAGAACGCUUUAAUUUCGUGUUAUUUUACAUAGGCACAAUUCCAGCAAUACUUUUAUAUAAAAAUAUAUAAUUUUGCUAGUGUUGGAGUUGUUCGUUUGACUCUUGCUCCUGUACCUUUAUUAUAAGCUAAAUAUUUACAGUGAUAGGUACCAUUGUUUGUAUUACCCAUUUGCCAAAUAUAAGAUAUACACUGCGAAAA